Plenodomus lingam JN3 is the source of this 2220-nucleotide messenger RNA. RefSeq lists its product as uncharacterized. Lineage: Eukaryota; Fungi; Ascomycota; Dothideomycetes; Pleosporales; Leptosphaeriaceae. Gene Ontology annotation, cellular component: membrane. The record is from RefSeq and is a predicted model, not a curated record.
AUGACCAUUUGGACUGAAGAUAGAUUUGUAGUCUCCCUUAGACCCUUCCAGUUGCCAGGAGGUAUGCUUUCAGAGCGUGUGUACGCAACGAUAACUAUAACUGAAACGAAAGGUCAUGAAUACAUGCACGGCAAUAUUCCGAUAGGGGUUAUGUUACCUGGUUCUACAAGUUCUGAAUCAACUUUUACAACUAUGACCGGAUGGCUUACAGAGUGUCUCGAGGAGCAUGAAGGAUUCACUGCUGGGGAUCUGGCGAGGCCAUUGUCAAAACUUCCAAAGGCUAGUCUCAGCCAUCACUUGGAGACCGGGAUCGCUAUGAACAGACUCCCAUCAACUUUCCAGGACGCUGUUCAGAUUUGUCAGAGACUUGGCAUAAGCUAUAUAUGGAUCGAUAGUCUUUGCAUCAUCCAAGACUGUGAUGAAGACUGGCAAAAUCAGGCAGCCGCAAUGGCUGAUAUUUAUGAAGGCGCAAUGAUCACAAUCGCUGCGGCCCACGCCGAUAAUCCUACCAAAGGAUGCUUUAGCAAUACCCCAUGGGCUUGCAUUGGGAAUCCUCUGCCUGGCUAUGCCGGCGUAGGGUGGGUUUUUCAGGAGAUCAGCUUGUCCAAUCGAGUGAUCUACUUCGGUACGCAAGAAUUAUUCUGGCAAUGUCGCCAUGGAACGCAACGCGAAAGCGGAACUGGUAUCGACGCGCGACGGCCAGUGGGAAGGGAUAAAUACCGAUCACAUCCUGCAGACUAUGCAACUGAGGAUUUGGUCGAAUGUUGGCACACAACUGUGUGUAAAUAUGCUUGGCGGGAACUGAGUCGCCAACAGGAUCGUUUGCCAGCGAUCGCGGCCAUCGCAAGGCGUCUAGAGGCCUUUCGACCCUGCGAUCGCUAUCUCGCAGGAUUAUGGGAAUCUUCACUUGCCAAUGAUCUGAUGUGGAUGACGUUCGACGAAACAGACCAGCUUGACAGCUCUCGAGAUGAAGCAAUAAAGAAACGUAUACUCGAAGCUACCACAUCACCUUUGGGGAUCCCGACCUGGUCUUGGGCAUCUACGCACAGUGCAGUGAUAUAUUCAGAAAACGAUGAAAGUAUAGACAUUGCGGAGAUUCUGCACAUCGACUACUCCAUCAUUGGACCCACGGUUUCUGGUAAUAUCAAGAAAGCGUUUCUUACAGUUCGAGCUCCCAUUUUUGCCCUAGAUGGUAUGCGAGAGGCUUCUUCAGUACAUAUCGAUCAUUCGAGUGCUAUUCAGCCACUGCAAUCGAAAGCCGCAUGCAAGCUAGUCACACGACAUAUAUGUUGGGAUAAUUACGGCUUCGCAGACAGUAUACCUGGUAACCUGGAUUGCUGUGCUCUAUUCGUAACGAAGACAAAGCCCUACUGGUGGCAGCCAGCGAUUGUUGUCAAACAAGUAGGGCAAACAGGGAGAUACCUGCGCCUAGGGGCGAUCUGGAUUUAUUGUGCUGGAUUGUACAAAGUUGAGCGUAUUUAUGAACGGAUACCUAAGGAUCAACGCUACAAUCGAGAUGACAUUCUGCAAGCGAAGAAGGAGUAUGAGAGCAUUUUUGCGGAGAAGUUGAGGGAUGCGUCAGACCAUCGCUCCACUGGCACCAUCCCUCUCACAACAAAACACCCAACUGGAAGCCAAUAUACCUCACAAAACGCAACUUUCGGAUCAAUUGACCUCGUACGGAACCAAUCACCCUCGAAACAUCAACAUAUCACUUUGACGGUCAAAAUGGCCAACUCGCUUAACUACCCCUUGCUCGCCAUCCCAGCAUACUACAUCUUCUCGCUCGUCCCCCACAUAUACGCCGGCAGCAUUCUCUCAGCAAAUGGCUAUAAAGUCAACAAUGCUAACCCCAAGGCCUCUCUCGCGCCCGAUGCCGUGAAGGGAAAGGUCCCAGACGCAGUAUUCCAGAAAUACCAGCGUGCCGAGAAUGCGCAAUCGAACAAUCUCGAGCAAUUGCCCUUGUUCGCCGUCGCGGUUCUCGCAAGCAUCAUGGCGGAGAGGACGACGGCCGCAGGAAUCGGAAGGGAGAUUGUGCGUGGUGACGGCACGGGCUUGUCUACGUUUAUCGGAGCCUUCUUUGUUGCGCGCUCGGUGUACGGGGUGGCGUAUGUGCAGAUUGCUGAGCAUUCCAAGAGCUUUAUUAGGAGUUUUGCGUACACGGUGGGGGUUGGGUUGUCAAUAUAUCAGAUCUAUAAGGCUGCUACGCUUUUGGGGUAG